AUUCUGUUAAGAUAUCACCAAAAGUUACGAAAGAACUAUAUUUUCAUCUAACAUAUAAACUUUGUAAACACAUUAAUCAUUUAACAUUAUAAAGAAAGUGAUAAGUUUAAGGCAUUUCAUAUUGCAUGAGGUUAAGUGUUACUACUGAAUUAUCAUGUUUCAAGAUCAGAGUUUCUUGGAAAGUUCUAUACAAAUCGAUAAAAACCUACAUUACAAUAUGCAUCACUCAAUGAAUCAAUCAAUGUAUAAUGCAAAUUAUAAUAUAAAUGUACAGCAAAAUUAUGUUUAUCCAAUUGGUAGUAUUACUGAUAAUGGUAGCAAGAAUACUAUACCAACAAUUACAGUAGAAACACGACAAAUUGAUGAAAAAAGUAUUGAAGCAUUUCUUUUAGAAAUUGAUCAAUCUAAUAUUGUAACUAACCAGAGAAACGUAUGUAGAAAAUCUAAAAUUGCAGCUGCUAAAGACGCCAUCACAUCAGCACAUAAAUUAAAUGAGAAAUUGAAAACAAUUUGUGCAGAGCUGAAAAAUAAUCAAAAUUUUACAGAUGAAGAAUGGCAACAGAAAAUGUGCAUUUGCAAUACAGCAAAAAAUGAAAUUGUUAAAUUAUUAGAGCCUAUUAAAGAUCCAAAGUUUUUAAAUCAAUUGAAGAAAGAUUUAGAAAGACGAACUAAAAAGAGAUUAAGAGAAAAGAUUAAACGAGAGAAAUGGAAAAAUGAAAAAUUAAUGAAAAUGGAAAGGAGAGCAAGAAUGCAUGCUCAGAUCGAUUCAUGGAUUAGAAAGGAACAAGCUGUAAUAGAAAAAGAAAAGCAAGAAGAAAAUUUACGUAAAGAUGCAGAUAUGAUUUUAUUUGAUGUUAGAGGAAAGCGAAGCGAUGCUAGGAAAUAUCUUGUAUUGUUGCAAGAAUUACGAAAUCUACAUAAUAUUAAGGCCAAUAUUGCCAUAGCAAGAGGUGAACAUUUAUCCUCAGCAGCCAACGAAGCAUUUAAUAAUAUCAUAGUAAAAUUAACAGAACAAUGGUCUACUCUGGAUCGUGAGUAUUCUAUAGAGGAACAAGGUUUGAAACUAAUGUUAAAAACUGAUAAUGAAAAAAGAAUUGAAAAACAAAAGAAAAGUCUUUUUGAUGAUUGGGAAAAUGUAUUGUUUGGAAAAAAGAUAUCAAUGUCCGAUCAAUAUAAUGUAGACUUAACGAGUUUUAUUACUAUACGGACUGCUUGGGAUAAGUAUAUAAGUUCAGAUAGUGAUGCAUCAGCAAUUCCAAUUGGAUGGAUAAUGCCUGAUAAACCAUCUUCUGCUAUGUGGCAAAAAUGUCUCAGAAAAGAGAUUCCAUGAAAUAAACUAAUAUGAUUAUAAAUUCUAGUUCAUAGAAACUAAGUUUACUAUAAAGGCUAGUAAUUUAUACUUUAUUAAUAUAAACAACAUGUAAUGUAAUUUUAGAAAUGUGGAUAAUUUCUCUGGUUUACUAUACUUUAAACAUUUAUAUUAACCCUUAUUUCUUUUGUAAUUCAAAUAAUUUUUUAGUAAAUGAAAGCAUCUGAUGUAUGUUUAAUUUUAUUACAAUAUAUAUGAAAAGUA
Molecule: messenger RNA, 1573 nt
Organism: Hylaeus volcanicus
Lineage: Eukaryota; Metazoa; Arthropoda; Insecta; Hymenoptera; Colletidae
Product: programmed cell death protein 7
Exons: 3
Coding region: 155-1330 (391 amino acids)
Source: RefSeq, a predicted model, not a curated record